GCCCACAGUUAAAAGAAGUGAGACAGCGAAGAAGGUCCCAGUGUUUAAGUUGCACCGAAAUGAAACUUCGGCUUAUUUCUCCAACUUCCUGCCAAAAGACCCCUCUGUGCCCUUGUGUAUCACUGAUAUUUCCCCUCCCAAGGGUUUUAACCGAAGUUUACAGCGUAACGGGGCACUUAUUUACAUCCUGCUAACUGUUUUGUACACUUUGAGGAUGUGGAAGGAAGGAAGGCAGUUAGCAUUAGCAUGAGUGUUAGCUAGCGGCGUGUUGACAAGCGACAGGAGGAGAACAAAAGAGGCAUUUUGGGUCCGUUUGUCUGAUGAACGGUGACAUGUAUGAGGUGUGACAGAAGCAACACGAUGCCUGUGAUCCUGUUUCUGAUCGACACGUCCGCCUCCAUGACCCAGCGCACACAUCUGGGCACCACUUAUCUGGACGUAGCUAAGGGUGCUGUAGAGACCUUUCUCAAGCUCAGGAGUAGAGAUCCGGCGAGCAGAGGAGACAGAUACAUGCUAGUCUCCUUCGAGGAAGCUCCAGCCGGGAUAAAGGCCGGAUGGAAAGAGAGCCAUGCCGUGUUCAUGACGGAGCUGAGGAUGCUGCAGGCUUUUGGCUUAACGACAUUUGGCCAGUCUUUACGGACCGCUUUCGAUUUGCUCAACCUGAACAGAUUAGUUUCAGGGAUAGAUAACUAUGGACAGGGAAGAAACCCGUUUUUCCUGGAGCCCGCCAUCAUAGUGGCGAUUACGGAUGGGUGCAAACUGACUGGCACUUCAGGAGUGCAGGACGAGCUGCAUUUACCCCUGAUGACCCCGCUGCCGGGUAGCGAGCUGACGAAGGAGCCGUUCCGCUGGGACCAGCGUCUUUUCACUUUAGUGCUCCGCAUUUCAGGCCACGCCCCUUUGGAGCCUGAGCCGGUGGGCGGUGUCCCGGCUGACCCCUCCCCUGUCACACCCAUGUGUGAGGUAACAGGAGGCCGCUCGUAUAGUGUGUUUUCUCAGCGCAUGUUGAACCAGUGUCUGGAGUCUCUGGUGCAGAAAAUCCAGAGUGGAGUGGUAAUAAACUUCGAGAAGACGGGACCCGACCCCACUGAAGACGGUACUUCAGAAGUCAAAUCAGGCCCACAGCCCUGGCACAGCUGCCAUAAGCUCAUUUACGUGCGGCCCAAUCCCAAAACUGGGGUUCCUGUCGGUCACUGGCCCAUUCCUGAGUCCUUCUGGCCUGACCAGAACUCCCCCACUCUGCCUCCACGUAUGGCCCAUCCUCAGGUGCGUUUCUCCUGCAUGGAGGCGGAGCCCAUGGUUGUAGAUAAGGUCCCAUUCGAUAAGUACGAGCUGGAGCCGUCUCCUCUAACACAGUACAUCCUGGAGAGAAAGUCACCACACACCUGCUGGCAGGUUUACGUAAGCAACAGCGCUAAAUACGGCGAGCUCGGCCAGCCGUUCGGCUACCUGAAGGCGAGCACGUCGCUCACCUGCGUCAACAUCUUCAUCAUGCCCUACAACUACCCUGUGGUGCUGCCUCUCCUCGAUGACUUGAUUCGAGUGCAUAAAUUUAAGCCCACGCAGAAAUGGCGUCAGGCCUUCGAGAGCUACCUGAAGACCAUGCCACUGUACUACAUCACUCCCCUGAGGAAGGCUCUGAGGAUGAUGGGAGCGCCGAACCUGUUGGCCGAAAGCAUGGAGUACGGCCUGAGUUACAGCGUUGCCUCGUACCUGAAGAAGCUCAGCCAGCAGACAAAGGUGGAGGCAGAGCGUGUCUGUGCAUCAGUAGGUAAGAAGGCAGGGCCUGAUGUCGGGAUCAAGCUCCGCCCACGCAGCUCCGGUCUCUCGUUAGCUCACAGGAAGGACUUUGCACAGCUGCUGCAAGGCAUCAUGGGAGAUGGGCAACUCGAAAUCAACCCCAAAGAGUUCUCAGGGUUCCAGCUGGCGGUUCUCAGCAAGGCCUUGAAGCCACAGGGUCUGCGGAACCCAUAUGACAUCCCCAGGAUUCAGCUCCUGGACCAGCUGAGCCGCAUGAGGAGGAACCUCCUGAACACCAGCAUGUGUGUGCUGAAGGGCCAAGACCAAGAUCAGCUCCACAGCGUGCCCAUAGCACAAAUGGGCAACUAUCAGGACUUCCUGAAACUUGUCCCUGCCCCCUUGAGGGAGGCAGAUCCAGACCAACCCAAGCGACUGCACACCUUCGGAAACCCCUUCAAACUGGACAAGAAGGCGAUGAUGGUGGAUGAAGCAGACGAGUUUGUGACCGGGACUCAGGGAAAAGGCAAGCGUCCCAUCGAGACCAACACACCUACUGGUGCUCCAAAAAGGAGGAGGUGCAUGUCGCCGUUACUGCGGCUGGGACGUGCAUACACCCCACCCAAUAAGACACCGCCCAGAGUUCCCGAUGCCAAUCACGUGGGCCACCUGGAAACAGAGCAAGUGCCGGAGCUCAACCACGUGGGCCAUCUCGAUUUGGAACAGGUCCCAGAUUCCAACCAUGUAAGCCAUGUAGAAUUGGAACGUGCCCCAGACUCCAAUCACGUGAGCUGCCUCGAUUCGGAGCAGCCUCAGGAACUGCCCCCUUUGCCCCUUAGUCUCCAUGACAAUCACCUGGAGGAGGAUGAGGAGGCUGAUCAGAGGAAUGCAGGAGGCAACCCAGAGGAAGACGAGCUGAAGCAGAUGGGGAGGGAGGAAGGGCGCGAACUGAACACAGAGCUCCGAGUCCUUAUCACCAAGGAGAUCAGGAAGCCGGGUCGGCGUUACGAGAGAAUCUUCUACCUCCUGAAGCAGAUCCAGGGCAGUCUGGAAACGAGACUCGUCUUCCUGCAGAACAUCAUUAAAGAGGCGGCGAGAUUUAAAAAGCGAGUGCUGAUCGAGCAGCUGGAGAACUUCCUGGAAGAGAUCCACUUACGAGCGAACACCAUGAACCAUCUGGACGGCUUCUGAUCACGGACCACACAGAGCACCUUUCGGUGUAAUCACACCUCAGGGCAAAAGGGCAAAUUUAGAAUUUCACCCCCACCCCCAUAUAUGUCCCAUUCCCGUGCUCCUGUUUAAUGCCAAAGAUGAACGGGGCGAUGAACGGAGCGCCUGUUUAUAAAAUUGGAUGAGUUUUUGAAAACUAAAUUUGGUUUCGAUUGUAAAUAAGACAAAAAAGGUCCGUUUAUGAUUUUGGCUCAAAUUCGGACGUCUCACCCGGUCUCCGGGAGUCAGAGCUCAAACAUUCGACAGCAUUAAUACGGUUCCUUUAACAUCAGUUUAGCGGCAUUUAUAUUUUAGAGUCGUCAUUCUCCGCACCACGGAAUGCCAGGAAUGUCUCCGUUUCUUCUCUCAUCUUUUCGGCUCCGUCCUUCGACGUCUUCGUCGUCCGUCUGACGUUCACACCGACACGCUGGGACCAAGUGCUCCGACUAUUUUGGACAAGUUGUACAAAUGUAAAUACUGAAAUCUGAAGUAUUAUUUAAAGAAGGUUUUUCAGAGGGUUUUUUUUUUCUCUUUUUUUUUUGUAUUCGGAUGAAUAAGAUUUCUAUUUUAUACUGCGACUAUUUGAAAUAAAAAAAAUCUGCAAACACA
Messenger RNA from Tachysurus fulvidraco (yellow catfish), 3555 nucleotides. It is a transcript of the gene ints6, whose product is annotated as integrator complex subunit 6. The transcript has 18 exons. Gene Ontology annotation, biological process: snRNA 3'-end processing. Gene Ontology annotation, cellular component: integrator complex. Lineage: Eukaryota; Metazoa; Chordata; Actinopteri; Siluriformes; Bagridae. The record is from RefSeq and is a predicted model, not a curated record. The coding region runs from base 337 to 2928 and encodes 863 amino acids.